AUGGACUCGGAGUUUCCUCCUGCAAUUGCUCUAGCGCAGGCAGGCGUUAAAUUUCAAAGCGUUUCCGAUGCUGGCAGCAUAAUGAAUAUCGAAUUCGAAAAGGGGGUAUUUCGUUAUUUUGGAUACAAAAGGAGUACUUUUAAAAUUCCACACCUACCAAUUGGGGAGCUGACAGAUCCAUUGUUCAGGAACCUCAUUGCCUUUGAGCAAUGCUACCAUCACCAUUCGCAUGAAAUAACAUCUUAUGCCUUUUUGAUGAAUAAACUCGUCGCUUCCAGCAAGGACAUGGAGAUUCUUUGUGAGAAACGGAUCAUAGAUAACUGGUUGAGCGCUGAAGAUGGUGCCAACUACUUCAGCAAGCUCUGCAACGACACCGCCCUCAACAAGUUCUACUAUGAUGAACUCUGCGCUCAAGUGAAAAUGCAUUACCAGAUCAAAUGGUACAGGUGGCUUGAAAAGUUGAACCGUGACUAUUUCGCAAACCCAUGGAGUUACAUUUCUCUCAUUGCAGCUGCUAUACUUCUGGGUCUCACCGUGGUGCAGACAGUGUACGCCAUACACAGUAAGUAG
Molecule: messenger RNA, 570 nt
Organism: Prunus avium (sweet cherry)
Lineage: Eukaryota; Viridiplantae; Streptophyta; Magnoliopsida; Rosales; Rosaceae
Product: UPF0481 protein At3g47200-like
Source: RefSeq, a predicted model, not a curated record